AUCGACAAAUCGACGGAUUCUGCGGUUCUGUAGUUUUAAGCUAAAACUACAAGCAUGAAUUACGUUGUAUUUUUUGGUGUUUUGACCGUCGUAAAUCUCUCAAUGUUAACUGGGACAACAGCGUCUCACAGUGUAAGACACAGUGUAAGAAAUCUUUUUGAUAAGCUUUCUAGACUUCUAAUCUACAGGCAUCAAUUGGUUAAAAAAGAAGCGGCUAAUCACUUGAGGAAUGAAGGUUCUUCCAGUCAUCAUGUUACCACAAAUGGCGCAAACACAGACAUUCCAUUCGCAGUAAUGGCCGGAAAAGUUUACAAAGUCGACGCCUUCGAGAAAGAUGACAAAGGAAAGAAGUUGAUUUCCAUAGCAGCUACGAAGAGAAAAUUCAAGAUGGCGUGUCUCCCUUUGCCAGAGGCUCGGCAACAUUGUGCUUCCAAGACGAAGGAAACUCAUCUGCAUUACGUAGAACUUCUAGAUGGACCGGACAUGUUUGAGGCUUACUGUACUUCGGACCCCUCCGUCGUCCUGGACAACGUCAAACACCUCUGCUCGAGCUAUUCCUGUGGCAAUAGCAACGCAUGCACAAUGGUAUACCUGUUUAAAAUCAGAGUGAACAAAGGGGAUAAAGAAGAAUGCAAGAUUAAGGGCUUCGCUUCGCUGAACGGUGGAUCCCAAAAUCAUGGUGAAGACGAUUGCCCAACACAGUCACAAAGUUCAUCAUUGUUGGACGAAUGCAAGGCAAAGAAUGGUAUGCUCAGUCCUGAAGAUAUGGCAUGGAAUAAAGAAGCAAAUAUUGAAUCUUUAUGUAAAGUAGAAGAUGCCCCUGCUACUAACUCUGCUCCUGAACCAGCACCGGCUGUGGGAAUGUCUUAACCAACCGAUUAGAGGAAAUGAGUCAACCAUGUCUUAGUUUUGAAGAUAAAAAGACAAAAAUUUGAA
This is a messenger RNA of Macrosteles quadrilineatus (aster leafhopper), 936 nucleotides long. RefSeq lists its product as uncharacterized. The record is from RefSeq and is a predicted model, not a curated record. The coding region runs from base 55 to 870 and encodes 271 amino acids. Lineage: Eukaryota; Metazoa; Arthropoda; Insecta; Hemiptera; Cicadellidae. The transcript is spliced from 5 exons.